AUGAUGACAGCUGCUCCAGAUGAUUCGUGGGUCUAUCAUCCAAUGUCGAUCCCGACCUCGACUUCAGAUUUAGGGGAUAUGCCUCUUCAGGUUUAUUUUCCUGGCUCUUCUUUUACUCCUGAUUUAUCUGCCAACUAUAUGACGCCGACGCCGACUUCCUCAGCAGGUCAUUACGACUCUUUUGAUGUUACCAGAACAUCAUCUUCGUCCAUACCUCGAGGGCAAGAGGGCGGAAACGAUAGCCAGACUACGAAUAUGAACCUGGAUAUGGCACAGAACAAUCAAUUACAAACCUACCCCUUAUUAUUCACCGCAACAUCGGAAACCCCGAGCUUCCAACAUCUCUACCAGCGUUGGUGGGAAGACGAUGCUCAAACUGUGCUGUGGAGUUUUGACGUUCGCCAAAUCAGUCUAGUCAUUCGAUUCGGUUUCUUCCAUGACAACAAUCAACCACGCACAAUUCUGCAUCGACGGAAUGGCAAUGUUCUCGAGACGUUUUUGAAUUCACUGCUACCGCCUUAUGAAUUACAAUUCAUUCCUACCCUGACACAGAGUCAGAAAGUCGAGGAGAUCCUGCGGAGGUGUCAGACAACGAUGCCGAUGAAUUUGCAGUGGAGUUGGUAUCCAUCGCAAGCUCUCCGAAGUCUUGAGCCGUCGGUCAUUGCGGCCGAGAUUGAGGCUGAGAGCCAAAUGCAUUUCAAGGCGGUACCGUUUGAGGCGUGGGUGAGAUGUUCGUUGGGAUUCCCGGCUACCGAAGCAGAUUGGUUCUUUUUGCAGCAUAAUGCGUUGUAUAUCAUUCUUUUGAAUCAUUUGCAGGCACACCAGUACGAGCUUCCUAAAUAUCGGGAAGUCGAGAAGCUGCUUCAACAAAAGAGCCCAUUCGCCCACAAGGCUAUUGUGCAAUGCCUUAAUCACUUCGUAAAUGGGAAAGAGCCCCCUAAACAAACGGCCAAGUCAAGUCUUGAUUUCAUUGCUGGCCCUAUACAAGACUUGUUUCAAAAAUACCCCGCCAAUUUGAUAUCUAUUCUGAAAAAGCUCAGUGUCAUCGCGAUCCGAUUUCGACAGACAUACAUCCAUGUACCAAACGUGGACUGGCACAAAAGGCUGGACACCCGAGCGAAAUACUUGGACGAUUUGUUGGCGGCCCUUUCACCAACGGAUCUAGCACGAUCAUUGACUCGCUCUGAUCAGUCAAUGUUUGCUCAGCUGUCGCGUGAACAGCUCAUGGAUGAACAGAAUUCGAUCACUGGGGUCUUGCAUACGCGAUGGUAUGAUUUAGCCAUGGCUGUAAGAGACUGCUGUACCGCAAUGCCAGAGUUUGUGCAGCUUAUCCAAGAAUGUAUUCAAAUACUUCAUAACAUGCGAAAUUAUAAUUCAACUCUCGCUCUGAUCCACGGCCUCCAACACAUCAGCAUAAACUUUCUCUGGGUUAAUUCAACCACCGCCAUUACCACCCCAUCCAACACACCUUCCAACCAGUCGCAAGCAGUCAACGUCUACUCCCUCACACCACAAAACGUAUCCUACCUAUCAGACUCCUCCAACAACUACGCCCCAUACCGACACGCAAUGAAAGUUACGCCUGGCAUACCCUUCCUCUUACCACACAUCAUCGAAUAUCGACAACAUGGUGAGGCAGCUCUUGAUGAGCUGUUCACCACGACCUAA
This is a messenger RNA of Talaromyces marneffei, 1668 nucleotides long. RefSeq lists its product as uncharacterized. The transcript is spliced from 3 exons. Gene Ontology annotation, biological process: small GTPase-mediated signal transduction. Lineage: Eukaryota; Fungi; Ascomycota; Eurotiomycetes; Eurotiales; Trichocomaceae. The record is from RefSeq and is a predicted model, not a curated record. The coding region runs from base 1 to 1668 and encodes 555 amino acids. Gene Ontology annotation, molecular function: guanyl-nucleotide exchange factor activity.